UUCACAGGAGACACAAAUGCCUCCUGAGACCAUUUACCCAUCACACCUGGGUUUUUUGUUGUCCAUGUGCAUGCUUACAGCUACACCGUUUGCAUGUGAGCAAACAUCUUACGAGCAAGUCUCGUAGGAAUCAUUGCUAUUUGAGUCAAAACAGUGAAAAGAUCUGAAGUUCUCUGACUUUUGUCACAGCAGCACAAGAAUCAUGAACAACUCCUCAAUAUGCUGCACUUACGAAACGCCCAUGCUGGACCACUACCUCCCCCUAAUGUUCACCGAGUUCGUAUUGGGCCUUAUGGGGAACGUCCUCGCCCUCUCAGUGUUCUUCUUUCACAGGGACACCUGGAAGCCCAAUUCUAUUUAUCUUGCCCAUCUAGCUCUGGCGAACUCAUUGGUCCUUUUCUGCCUUCCUUUCAGGGCCGACUACUACCGCAGGGGCAAAGACUGGAUCUACAGAGACGCUUUCUGCCGUAUUUUGCUCUUUCUUUUGGCUGCCAACAGAGCUGCAGGUAUAUUCUUCCUCACUGCUGUCGCCGUGGACCGAUACCUGAAGAUCGUCCACCCUCUCAACCGCAUCAACCGAUGCUGGCCUUUGAGUUCUCAUCAUAGCCAUGACCGUCUACCUCCUAACAGAUUAACAUUUCUGCUAUCUUAA
Cyprinus carpio (common carp) is the source of this 652-nucleotide messenger RNA. RefSeq names its product hydroxycarboxylic acid receptor 1-like. Gene Ontology annotation, cellular component: membrane. Gene Ontology annotation, molecular function: G protein-coupled receptor activity. Gene Ontology annotation, biological process: G protein-coupled receptor signaling pathway. NCBI's taxonomy places the organism in Eukaryota, Metazoa, Chordata, Actinopteri, Cypriniformes, Cyprinidae. The transcript has a single exon. The coding region runs from base 203 to 652 and encodes 149 amino acids. The record is from RefSeq and is a predicted model, not a curated record.